ACUCUAUUAUUGUUUUGAGUUAUCAGGCUUCCUCUAUGUUUGUUUAUGAAGACAACGCCGUUUUAUCUUUGUAUCAAAUAAAUAGUGAAAAGUGAAAUACAUGUAGGAGCAGAUUUUCAACCUCUACACAUCUCUAACUUGAUCGGUCUGAGAUGCCUCUACCACCAGCUCUUGCGGCAAAACUAGCCAAAAGGGGCUUGAUAACCUCUAAACAAAAGACUCAACCGACACCAGAGCCCCUGAAAAAGUUUGACCCCAAAGGAGCUACUUUGUGUCCGAACAAGAGUAACAUAUUUCACGAGUGUACGGUUUUUUGUGAAAUUAACUGGAAGGGUAUUCCUACUCCUGAUGCUAAAUAUGUGGGCAAUGUACAAAAGAUGCUGGUCAAGUAUCCUUUGCCAAACAACUGGACUGAGAUUUUCGAUAAAGGAGUAGGAAGGUACUAUUACUGGAAUAUCGAAAACGACUUAGUUUCGUGGCUGCCUCCAAAACAUCCCAAGGCAGUUAUAACCAAGAGUGCAGCAAGACUGAGAGAAAAGAAACUUCAAGAUUUGAAAGAGAAAAAACCGAAAGAACGCGAUGAUCUCGGAAGAAGAGAUAGAUCAGAGAGGGACACUGAUAGGAAUAGAGAUGAGAGGGACAGGAACUCUGACGAUGAAGACAGAGGUUACAAAGGGAAAUAUUCGGACAGAGAUAGACGGGAUAGAGAUCGGGACAGGGAUCGAGAUAGAGAUAGAGAAGAUAGAAGAAGCCGUAGGGAAAAGGAUGAUCGCUACAGGAGAGACAAAAGGAAAAGAGAUGACCAGUUGGACCCGAUGGAUCCUGCCGCAUAUUCGGAUAUACCACAAGGUACUUGGAGUGACGGGUUGGAAACCAAUAAACAGAGAGCAGACAAUACCGCAUCGGGUGUCCUAUUUCAACAAAGACCCUAUCCUGCUCCUGGUGCCGUUUUAGCUGCUAACAGAGAGAAGGAGGAAAAAGAUAAGAGAAAAUGAUGGUUGUGACCUAUUUAAUGCUUGCGGUUUAAAAUAUGUGUUUAAGUGAUAAAAGUACAGCAAUUACUAAUAAAAGAUGAUUAAACUUA
This is a messenger RNA of Anthonomus grandis grandis, 1084 nucleotides long. It is a transcript of the gene PQBP1, whose product is annotated as polyglutamine-binding protein 1. Gene Ontology annotation, biological process: alternative mRNA splicing, via spliceosome. Gene Ontology annotation, molecular function: ribonucleoprotein complex binding; protein binding. Lineage: Eukaryota; Metazoa; Arthropoda; Insecta; Coleoptera; Curculionidae. The coding region runs from base 153 to 995 and encodes 280 amino acids. Gene Ontology annotation, cellular component: cytoplasm; nuclear body. The record is from RefSeq and is a predicted model, not a curated record. The transcript is spliced from 4 exons.